CCAAAGUGACCGAAGCCGGACUGAUUCGACUUUACAUGCCUGAGAAAAGAUACAAGUCGUUCACCUUCUCUGCGAGACACACAGACUCAGACCUGCUUUGAGACUAAAAUGAGGAAGAAGAUGUGGAUAUUUCACAGGGUCGACCAUUCAAAGUGUUUUUUUCUCAUUUGGAAUCAGUGUUUGUAUUACGCAGCGGUGGCGUGUUUGUUGUUUUCCACUGUCAGGACGGAUGUCGCUUGCCCAGAGGACUGCAUCUGUGCCAGAGACUCCGGGACAGUGACCUGCCGUGACGGGAAGGACACCGAGGUACCAGGAGAUAUACCGGAGUGGACGUCCACCUUGAUACUCAAGGGGAGAAACAUUUCAACUUUGCAGCGUGGUGCGUUCAUGAGCAACGGGACGGAGACGGAGUUGACUACACUCUCGCUCUCCUAUAACGGGAUACGGGUUAUUGAACAUUACGCAUUCCUGGGACUUGCUCGAUUGCAUUUGCUGGAUCUUAGCCACAACUCGCUGGAGUUUAUUUCAGCCCGGGCUUUCCACGGGUUACUGGAGCUGCGCUCUCUUUACCUAAAUCACUCGCUUUUACCUCCAGCCACGGAGCAGCUCUCAAAUGCACUCAGCACACAAAGUUUGCCCAACCUCCACCGACUGGAGUUGGCGGGAAACAUGCUAAAGCAUAUUCCCCAGAUUCGGUUAGAUAUGCAUAAUCUCCACGCUUUAGUGCUGAUAAACAACUCAAUAGAGAGCAUAGGAGGGGACAAUGUAACCACGUUGUACCAGCACAGGCGAAUUCGCUUCUACUUAUCUUUAAACCCAUUUCGGUGCAACUGUGAGCUGGAGGCGUUUUACUACUGGUUGAAGAACUCUUCCCAGUGCCCGGAUGCAGGGCGGCUCGUGUGCAGCGAGCCGGAGUCCAGGAGGGGGGUCCCUGUGGAGAAGCUCAGGGAGGAGGACGUGGAUUGUAUGAACGAGAACCUGGAGGCGGUUUCUUACGUGUUUCUCGGUUUGGUGUUGGCUCUGAUCGGGUUGGUGUUUCUCAUGGUGCUCUAUCUAAACCGGGGAGGCAUCAAAAGGUGGCUCAACAACAUCAGAGAUGCGUGCAGGGACCAGAUGGAGGUCUACCACUACCGGUACGAGCAGGACUCAGACCCGAGACUGUCCAAUGUGGCUGUUUAACCAUCAGAAACAUAUCAAAAAGACUGGGGAGAUUCCCUGGCAGUGCCCUGUCACAGUCAAAAUCAAUAGUUUUUACAAUCACUUUCAUAAUUCUCAGCAGCUGGCCAAUGAACUGCAUGCAUAUUCCUCUCACAGUGGGAUAUGCACAGAGCCAAACACAGAUAACGAGACUAUUAAGCGUUCAUCUUACACAACUGAAUACUUAAAACUUCCAAGCACUGUUGUACAUAUUGUAUCUUGAGAGGAUUGUGUUAACUUGCCCAAUCUAAAGCAGCUUAUCCAACUCAGUAUUAUGUAUAUUAUUAACCAAGUGACAAAUAUACAGUAGAGUACAUACAUAUAAUUUCAGUUGUAUUAAUGCUGGAACGAAACGGUGAAUCAAUGUAAUUACUGAAAACUGUAGUUGCAAAGUUAUGGCCUACAUUCAGGACACCCCAGAGAGAAAAAGGUUGUUUCUAAUCUACCGAGAGUGCAUAUUGCAAAGUGCUGAGAGAGACGGGCAGGUAAAAUGAGGCAAGGAAGCUGGUAAAUGCCAUUUUCCCGCAAGCAGGCAAUGCUAGAGUUAACUGUCAUAUUUCAUCAUGGAGAACACAGGAUAUGUUACCAACCUUGUCUUUCCAAACCACCUCUGACCUCUGAAAAUAACGUUUAUCAUUUGACACCAGGUCAGUUUAUCAGUUAAAGGGCAAAAGAGACAGAGUCUAACCAUGCAUGUGAUUGUUGUAGGCAUAGAAAACCAAACAAAACAUUAAUAAAAGGUCAAAUAAAAAUGGUGAGUUAGCAGUGUUCUUUACGUCACAACAUUUUAUCAUCACUGUCAGGAAAUGUUGACU
Molecule: messenger RNA, 2012 nt
Organism: Gymnodraco acuticeps
Lineage: Eukaryota; Metazoa; Chordata; Actinopteri; Perciformes; Bathydraconidae
Gene: tpbgl
Product: Wnt-activated inhibitory factor 2
Exons: 1
Coding region: 109-1179 (356 amino acids)
Biological process (GO): negative regulation of canonical Wnt signaling pathway
Cellular component (GO): plasma membrane
Molecular function (GO): protein binding
Source: RefSeq, a predicted model, not a curated record